Hippopotamus amphibius kiboko is the source of this 960-nucleotide messenger RNA. Its product is annotated as olfactory receptor 2T11-like. The record is from RefSeq and is a predicted model, not a curated record. Bases 1 to 960 code for a protein of 319 amino acids. The transcript has a single exon. Gene Ontology annotation, molecular function: G protein-coupled receptor activity; olfactory receptor activity. Gene Ontology annotation, biological process: G protein-coupled receptor signaling pathway. Lineage: Eukaryota; Metazoa; Chordata; Mammalia; Artiodactyla; Hippopotamidae. Gene Ontology annotation, cellular component: membrane.
AUGUCAAUAAAGAAUAAAACUUCAUCCUCUGACUUUAUCCUCCUGGGGCUUCUGGUAAACAGUAAAGCUACAGGGAUUGUCUUUGCAGUUAUUUUGGCUAUUUUUGUGGUGGCUGUAACUGCAAAUUUGGUCAUGAUAUUCUUGAUUCAGGUGGACUCCCGCCUCCACACCCCCAUGUACUUUCUGAUCAGCCACCUGUCCAUCAUGGAUACUCUUUUCAUUUCUACCACUGUCCCAAAGCUCCUGGUUGACAUGGUUUCUAAGGAGAAGACUAUAUCUUUUGUCUCCUGUGGCAUCCAGAUCUUCCUCUACUUGACCAUGAUUGGCUCAGAGUUCUUCCUAUUGGGCCUCAUGGCCUAUGACCGAUAUGUGGCUGUCUGCAACCCUCUUAGGUACCCAGUCCUGAUGAACCACAGAGUAUGUCUGCUUCUGGCUGCUGGUGCCUGGUUCGGAGGAUUGUUGGAUGGAUUUCUGCUCACACCUAUCACCAUGAAUGUCCCCUACUGUGGCUCCCACACUAUCAACCAUUUCUUCUGUGAGAUCCCUGCAGUUCUCAGAUUGGCCUGUGCUGACACAUCCUUGUAUGAAACCUUGAUGUACACCUGCUGUGUGCUCAUGUUGCUCAUCCCUGUCUCUAUCAUCUCAGUAUCAUACUCUCACAUCUUGUUAACUGUCCAUCGCAUACGCUCUGCUGAGGGCCGAAAAAAGGCCUUUACCACUUGUUCUUCCCACUUGACCAUAGUCAGCAUUUUUUAUGGGGCUGCUUUCUACACGUAUGUGUUGCCCCAGUCAUUUCACACCCCUGAUCAGGACAAGGUAGUAUCAGCCUUCUAUACCAUUGUCACACCCAUGCUUAAUCCUCUUAUCUAUAGCCUCAGAAAUAAGGAUGUCAUGGGGGCAUUUAAAAAGAUAUUUGCACAAUGUUUAUCUGUACAGAAAAUAUCUGCAGGUGAUGCUUAG